Molecule: messenger RNA, 3253 nt
Organism: Hermetia illucens (black soldier fly)
Lineage: Eukaryota; Metazoa; Arthropoda; Insecta; Diptera; Stratiomyidae
Gene: kat80
Product: katanin p80 WD40 repeat-containing subunit B1
Exons: 10
Coding region: 131-2446 (771 amino acids)
Biological process (GO): microtubule depolymerization; microtubule severing
Cellular component (GO): katanin complex
Molecular function (GO): microtubule binding
Source: RefSeq, a predicted model, not a curated record
CUCGGACCCAAUUCCAGGCCAGUCAAAAACACUCAUCUGUCAAAUGAAUCUGACAACAGAACAUUUUGUAGUAACUAGAAAAAGAAAAGUGAUUUAAACAAUUGUGAUAUUGAUAAAUAGUGAUUAAGAUAUGGCAUUAGCUAGAAAAUUAACAGUGAAAAUAUAUGAAAUAAAAGCCCACACAGAAAAGGUAACGUGCUUGGAUCUGGGCGAGACGGGGCGGGUGCUGGUGACGGGCGGACAAGAUCGAAAUGUUAACUUGUGGGCAAUCGGCGAGGAGAAAUGUUUUAUGUCCCUUACGGGCCACAAUGGGGGGAUCGACUGCGUGCGGUUCGCUUACAACGACGACUUUGUGUACUCGGCCGAUGACAUUGGGAUCAUUCGACGCUGGGACCUGAACGCCCAGACCAUUUGCUCAACGCUCAACGGGCACAUGAAAAGCGUGAAGACGCUGGAUUUCAACCCGUCGGGCGAAUAUGUGGUGUCGGGGAGUAACGACACAACCGUCAGGCUCUGGGAUGUUCGUAAUCAAAACAAAUGCAUAAAAAAAUAUCGUGGUCAUGUAGGGUAUGUUAAUUCGGUGAAAUUCUCACCGGAUGGGUUAUGGAUUGCAUCAGCCGGGGCUGAAGGUUCUAUUAUUAUAUGGGAUAUCCGGGAAAGUAAACAGAUCGCUCAAUUUACUGAACGUUCUUCCCCGGUUACGUGCAUUCAAUUCCAUCCAUUCGAGUUUCUUCUGGCUGCCGGCAGACAAGAUGGAACCGUUUGUCUUUACGACUUGGAAAAUAUGCAACUAAUCUCGAAAACAGAUAAAAUGGGUUCAACAAAUGGUCAUAGUGUGAAGUGCAUUAUGUUUAGUGAUAAUGGCGAGUGCCUUUUCGUUGGAACGGCGGCCGGAAUAUCUGUCAUCGGCUGGGAACCAGACAGAGAAUUCGAUCAUGUCGAAUCAACAUGGACUAAUCUAGGAGAUAUGAAAAUAUGCAAAAGGAAAUUGAUAUGCGGAUCAUAUGAGAAAGAAAACGUUUCGAUUAAUGCAUUGAGCAUCGAUCGGGUGUUUCCUUUCUAUAACCCAUCAAAUACACCAUUCAGUCACAACCAAAGCUCACGGAAAAGUUUCUCGAGGGGCAGUCAAAAAAUUCGCCUUUCCAUAGGCACAAACAGUACCUUGAAACCCCACGAUGAAAUUGUAGAAAGCGGAUCGAGCAUUGAAGGAGGACUGUCAUCGCCUAGCCUAAGCAUCGAAAUGGUAGACGAACCUUUGGAAUAUCCAAAGGGAAAUAACGGAAUGUCAUUUUCCUAUCUUGGUACAAGCAAAGUCGACCCUUAUUACAUGAAUGCUAACAUCUAUCCGAAAGAUACAGUACUGGAAGGUCCCAGUUCAUUGAAAAUGCCUGGGGAACCAGAUCUCUAUCGAUUUGAUAAACAUGCGAACAGCUUUACAAAUGAUCUGGACUACUAUCCAUUAGACAACAGUACACACAUAAUAUCAAAUUAUGACGAAGCUGAAAAAGAGGAUUUCACUGUAAAUAGCGCCCAACAACCUGACUAUGCGCCGAAAAUGGGUAACACGGCCAAUGCGAAGCUGGCGCCUCCAAGGAGUAGGCCUACUGUGAGGCCCCAGCGGCGCACCAGUCCAACUGGACACAAACCGCCACCACAACGCAAGUUGUCCAAUAUGACAUCACUUAGCACGGUGGAUCUACACAAAAUGGAGUAUAGCUCAACGACCACGACGACGACGAAACGACAAACUAACCAGACAAAUUCGAAGCUUCGUCGACAGGAUAGCCUGCAGAAUAAAGAGAACAACCAGAAGGAUCGUAACAUCACUGUACAAAUUAUCACAAAACCACCAACAAGAUCGAAAACAGCACUAGAUUUAAGAGCACCACCCAGGGAGUCGGUAGUACCUAAGGCCAAUAGAAUCAGCUAUACAACGGACGAUACAAGUGAAAUUCAAAUGUUAAGUUCAUAUCACGAACAAAUAUAUCAGGAAUUAAGUAAUCGCUAUGCGACACUACAGUUAAUUAGAAAUUCAACAAAGAGUCAGGAUAUUGUGGGUGCCUUAAAGCAAUCACUAAAAAUCAGCGGUCGAUCAGUUUUCGUCGACCUGUUAGGAGCAAUAUUAGAAAAGACAUCAACAUGGAAUUUGGACAUGUGUCUGCUUCUCCUGCCUGAAAUCUACGAGCUUCUUCAAAGUCAACAUAAAUUUCACUACAAUCGUGCAUGUGAUACACUACGAGUCAUUCUAUCUAAUUUCUUGCCAACAAUUCAAGAAAACAUUGAUCCCUGGUCAGCCGGAUCUCUAGGUGUCGAUAUUACGCGGGAAGAACGUCAACGAAAAUGCGUGGAAUGCCAACAGUGGUUACUGCGAAUUCGAAUGAUUCCUGAAAAUCAUGAAAUGGGUUCGACCCUCACACAGCUGCAAAACAUGAUUGUGGGUAUAUAAAUCGUAGAAGCUUAGGUAUUGUGGGGAAUAAGUUCUAAAGUAAUAUUCAAUAUAUUAAAGAGCAAUUACGAAACCUUACUUGUAAUCCUAAUCUAACAUUUGAAGAUAGGUAGAAAGUAAUGAAACUUGUCAAUAAACACCAAACUAAUGGGAGAGAAUAUCUAAAAUGAGGGAGUUCUUUUAAGGAUAAUUUCAUCAUAAAACAGGAAUAGAGUUUUUAACACGAAAAAGUUUGUAAUCCUAAUUUAAGGUAGAUAGAAGUCUUCAAAUGUAACCGUCCCUUUUCAACAAGUACAUGUGUAAUGCGUAAGUGUGUUUACUAUUUCAUUUUAGUUUUUAGGUUAUUUAUUAAUACACGCCAAAUAACAAUAAUUAAUUUCUUGGUCAUUUUUGACAAUGAUACGAGUCAUAAUGGACGAUAAACUCGUUAACGCGUUAACAUUGACUUACUAGCCGAAAAAUAUUUUACGAAAAUUGAAAACAGUAGAUCAUAAUUCGGACGUUUUUUAGAAUGUCAAUGUACCAUUUUAUAUUUUGAUAUGUGCAUUUGCUUUAUGCGUUCUGUUCGUACUUUUCUUGGUCUUUGUACUUCAAAAUUCGAUUCAUAGAAUGAUGAGUUGUGAAAAAGUUUACAUUACUUUAUAUUUUAAACGAGAGAAAUCAAAGAUCUUAUCUAUUACGUUGAAUGUAUGUAUUUCUUGUUUAGUAUUUUUAAAAAGACAGAAACAAUAACAGAUAAUAGAUUUUUAUAUUAAAAUAUUUAUAUUAAUUGCAAUUGAUGUUCAUAAAGAGAAACAUUUUACGUUA